ACCGCUAGCACAAGCCAACGCAAAGAUACGCGGGCCCACUCUGUCAGGGUGUUCCCUCGCUCCUCCUUUUAUACGCGGAGGCAGCACGCACCGGCAAGCCGGAGGCACCUUCUCAUCUCGCGUCGCGUCCACUCUCCGGUUCCCACCUCGCCCUCUCCGUCAUGGACCACCCGGCCAAGAUCAAGAAGCCGCAGCCGCCCGCCGGGGACGCACCGCCACCCCGGCCGCCGGCCGCGGCGGAGGCCGCGGCGAAGAAGAAGCCGACGACGCUCCUCGACGCGUACGAGGUGGAGUGCAUCCGGCGGGAGCUGGAGCGGCUCGUCCUCAAGCACAACCUCCUGAGCACCGGGGGCGGCGGCUCUGCCGCGCCGCCGCCGAACGCGCGCGGUCGCCGCCACCGCUGCCACGACGACCACCACCACCACCUGCACCGCCAACGCGUGAGCAGCGGCGCAAGGAGGGCGGCGAGCGCCACGCGUGUCAGCCCGUCGCCGUCGCCGUCGCUGCCGGCUCCUGCGGCGGGGCCCAAGAGGAAGGGCCGCCCCGCGGUGCGGCUGCUGGGGCGGCACGCCGUCGCGAUCUGCAGCGGCACCGCGCCCGUGGCCGGCGCUCCCUCCGGCGUCAUAGGGCGGCGCGCUGUCGCGAUCUGCAGCGGCAGGAGGCGGCCGCCGGGCGCGGGCGGGGGCGGGGGCUACCGGGAGGUGGAGAAGGUGUAGCGCGCCACUAGCCCGCCCACUGCAACAUUGCUACUCCGUCCGGCCUGACAGUCACCUAAUCUACUAGGGUUACUUUUCGAUUCUCGUCGUGCUCGCGCGUGGUUAGUGGAAUCUUUUCGAGAGAGAAAAAAAAGAUUCGCCGUGUAAAUCUAGGCAACUUUUGUCUCUGAUCUUGUUUCCGAAUUGUCCAGUUGCAUAAUUGUGCCUCCGUAGCAGCGGACACUGGAGCAGUGUAAGUGAAGUCUUCCGAUCGAUGAGAAACUUCUACGUGUUUGGUCUAAA
This is a messenger RNA of Panicum hallii, 998 nucleotides long. Its product is annotated as translation initiation factor IF-2-like. The record is from RefSeq and is a predicted model, not a curated record. Lineage: Eukaryota; Viridiplantae; Streptophyta; Magnoliopsida; Poales; Poaceae. Bases 162 to 716 code for a protein of 184 amino acids. The transcript is spliced from 2 exons.